Messenger RNA from Galleria mellonella (greater wax moth), 5937 nucleotides. RefSeq lists its product as uncharacterized. The record is from RefSeq and is a predicted model, not a curated record. Lineage: Eukaryota; Metazoa; Arthropoda; Insecta; Lepidoptera; Pyralidae.
GAUAUCAGCACCACGACACCCUCUGUGCCCACGGAGGCAUACACCACACCUGUGUACAAUUGUUUUUAGUUAACAAGGCGCGUGUUUGUUAAUUGAUCGAUUAGUUAACGGGGGUGUCGGUGGCGUGUGUCAGUGACGGUGUGUGAAGUGUUAUGGGGUAGAGAUGGGUGCGGGGCACAGCGCGGAGGGCAGUGCUGGGGCGUACGCGAGCGACCCGCCCGCUCACGAUCGCCGCAAGACUCACAAUAGGAGGCGAAGGCACUCGGUGGACUCGGUCGCGUCGUAUUCUAGCCAGAAUCACGUUGACCGGAUAAGAACACAGAACUUCUCAGCGGCUUCUUGUCAAGACGAUAACGAUUUCGGCUCGAUAAAGACAAGCCUGUUCAGACGAUCCUCGUCCAACUUGGAAUAUCCGCUCAGACGGCCGGAAAGUGUCACGUCCAAUAGCAGUUCCACAAGAAGCCGCCUUCGAGAACUUGUCGAAAGGAAAUCGAGUCAGGACGAGCACAAGCCCGCGGCGAACACCGUCGGUGAUAUCCAAUACUUUGAAAACCCUACAGAGACACUUGAAUUUGACAGACCGCGGAAUUCCUUAGAACUGAAAAGAAGCUUAGACGAACGUCCCAAAAAGAGGAAACUGUCCAAGAGCAAAGACAAGGACAAGGAUACCUGCGAAAGUAAGAACAAAAAACACGAGAAAUAUCAGAGCAAACUAGCUGAUUACUACAAGCUUCCUGUGCAAUUGCCACAAGACGAGUUUUAUCAACAUUUAACUCGAUCGAAAGCUGCUGAGGAAUUACCAAAGCGGUUCUCAAAUUCAGAUACAGAAUUCAGCGGCAGUUACGGGAGACUGUGCAAACAUAAAGAGCCCGAAGGUUCCAAUUUACGGCGUAGUAGAAGUCUAGCGGUAAUAAGAGAAGAAACCUUUACUGACCUCCAAAUUCAAAAUCACGCGAAGAGUAAAAGGUCUCAGCUCAUACCGCGCGCCCGCCUAUUCGACAAGCCUUGCUUUAAAGACAGGUUACCUGGACGUGCCAAGUACCAAACGAAAGAAGAAGUUUUAGAAAGUAUUUACAUAGACAGUACUGCCUCUUGUUUUGGUGAUAUUAACGGACAAAGAGAUAGUGAAACACAACAAGAGGUACCAAAUAAUAAGUCCGAUAAAGAAGACGCACCAUCAAGAAACGAGAGCCAUUGUACUAGAUCUGUCAGUGGAAGUUGGCCUAAUUUAAACGAGGAAACAAAACAGACGAACCUUUCCGAAGAUAGCAUCGGGCACUCACGCAACCCGAGCGAAAUCGACAGUUUAGACUCAAACUAUGUAAGAAAACAUUAUAAUUUCGAAGCACAUCGGAAACAUUACAAAGAUAACUCUUCCCCUGAAACAGAACGAUCUGCUACGUCACCAAAUCAUAGUAAAGAAUUAUAUGUAACUACUGACGAUCACGACACUGACAACGAAGACAGACAAAGAUCUAAAAAUAAUACUCCCAAAUCACUUACCAACGACAGCUUAUCAGUUACACACAGCGAAAUAGACCAGCAACAAUUAAAUCAAUCUGCAACUGUUAAUGAUAAAAAUUCUUAUGAAGAAGUUUCUGUCAAAACUAUAGUAAAUGAAAGUAAAGACAAGCCUGAAGAAUUGGAUAAGCCUAGUGAAAUUAAAAUUGAAGAAGACAUACACUCAAUAGCGUCUGAAAACGAUGAAAUUAGAUCGAGCCCUCCUGAUAGUAUAACUUCAUAUAUAUCUAUCUCAAUUGCUUCUUCUGCAGAUAAAUCUCAUAAAUUAGAGUAUCUAGCUAAUUCGUUAGCAGAAAAAAUCGAUGAAUAUUGCGAUUCCCAAUUUAAAGAAAAUACAUCUGUCGCAUCACCAACUAUAUAUUCUGAAAACCAUAACAGUGAACGAGAUACUAUAUACACAAAGGUAAAUAAGAAACAAACUUUUGCAGAUAUUAAAAGAGAUUCCUUCCUAAGCAAAAGUGGUAGUUUAUUUAAUGAAGUUCAUAAACCAGAAAAUAUUUAUGUGAGUAAUACAUUUUUAGAUAACGAUAGACAAUCUAUAAGAAGUAGCUGUACCUCUUCCAAAAAUAUAACAACUGAGCCUUUUGUAACAACAUUAAUUGAAAAUCAAUACUACUCUUUGCCCGAUAUCAAUAUCAGCAAAUGUUUAAGAAAAUCAGAGCGCAUUGACGCACAAUUACGAGAAGAAGAUCCAGAAGAUGUGCCUUGUGAAAAUACUUAUGAAAUAGCACAUACUCAUUUUAAUGAAAUUUUAUGUAACAAGAGCAAUCAAAAUUACGGUCAGUUGAAUAAAUCUCAAAUUAAUCGUAAUAAUAACAUAAAACAUACUACUACUUCGUAUGCGGAAUAUUCAGAUCCACAAAUAAUAAACAGUUUCUCUAGAUUAGAAGACGACUUAAAUUCUAUCAUAACAGUUGAAAGUUCUAAUCUAGACGAUAAAGACGCAAAUUACUAUAGUUCUGAUACUCAUCAAAACGAAAGGGAAAUAAAUGAAAUAGAGGGAACUAUACGUAAUAAUAAACUAAUAACUAAAUCUGAAAGUUUAAAAAUAAAUUCUAUAUACAGGCCAGAAAUAAAUAUAAUCAAAUCUCUAUCAAAUGAUAACAUUAACAAAUCAAUACAAGAAAAGAAAAGCAAAUUAGGAAUCAAAAAACAUUAUUCACUGCGACAACGAGAUCCCACAGAAGACGAUAUUCAUCGUAUACCCAGUCCUAACAGCAUAGAAAAUACUAUUAAUAUAUCUAACAAUACACAGAUAACUAAACCUCAGAACGAGGAAAUUAAUGUUCACUCCUUAUUAUCUCGAGUUCAAUCAUUCAAGACAUCUGCCGAAUCUAAUAUAGCAUUAGUACCAUUGAGUGGUCAUCAAACUAUUGUCAUUAAUCCACCGUUAACUCAAAAUUCGAGUGAAAACCAAAAAAAAUCAGUUAUAAAAACAGAAGAAUUGCCAAUAAAUAAACAAAUUAUUAAGAAAACCCCCAUAGCAGAAUUUGUAAAUAAAAAUCCUGAAUCACAACUUGAUAAAACUAAAGAAGUAAAUGAAAUAUCAAACGAGGACCUAAAUUACAGUACAAUCGAUACUUCCAGUUAUUAUACUCCAAAAGAUCCUUUCAUAACUAUAAAACUGAAUAAGAUAGUCAGAACAACUGUACCAAAACUCAAAAAAGAAACAACGGAUAAAAUUUCAUGCGCACAAUAUAAAUUUGAAAAACCACCACGCAAAUUAAUAAUCAAAGAUAAUAACUCAAAAGAUUGUAAAGAUUUUAGCUUCAAGAAAACAAAUACGAAUAUGACAAGACCUCAAAUCCUGCAAGUUGUAGAUUCAAAGAAUAAAAAACAAGAUGUACCAGUUCAUGAAGAAAAAAAUAAUAUAAAAGAAGAAAAUGAAAUGCAAAAUAAUGUCAAAGAAUCUGAAAUAAAAAUUGAUAAUAAAGAAUAUAAUGAUACUAAAAACGAAUCCAGUGUUAAAGAAAAAUUACACAACGCAAUUAAGACAGACAUGGAGUAUCAAGAAAAAUUAAAUUCUGUUAAGAAUUACUGGUCGAGACUUAUAGAUAAAACAUCGGAAUCGAAAGAAAAUAUCAAACAAGAUUUCAAAACAGAUCAAAAUGAUACAAUGACUAUAAACAACGAAAUCGAUAAAAAUAUAGAUAAAAAUGAAAGUAAAACUGAAAAUAAUAAUUGUCCAUCACCUGAAUUAUCAGUUGGAAGUAUCAUUAAGUCAUUAGAAAGUGUAAAAAUUGUAGAUAGUAUAAGAAAAAUAAGUCAAACUAAGUUACAUCUAUGGAAAGAUGAGACAGAAAAAGUGAAAAGUGACUCUGAAAUAGAAGAAAGGCCUACAGAAAAAAUUAUGAAAAGUCCUGAGGAAAUAACUUAUGAAAAGCCAAGACCUAAAACUACUGAACUAGAAUGUAGAGAUACGCCUGAAAUAGAAAUUGUGGAAUUGACCUGUGAGGAUAAUCAAAAUCAAAAAACUCAAGCUACAUUAAUAAAAGCCAAAAGUUAUGAAAAGGGGUGUGACGAAUUUGAUCAUGUUCGCUAUAAAGUAAUGAAAUCAGAACUGUUUAAAAAUAGUAUGAUAGCAAACUAUCGAAAAGAAGCCCAAUUUGAUGGUUUACUACAAUAUCUACAAAACUAUAGUUUUCAAGAACUCUUAGUUAAUAAUAACAUAGUAAUAAUAGAGCCCGUAAGAACAAAAGUAGAACCGGCACCCAGAAAAAAUCAAAAUACAGACACUUGCAAAAUUCCACCCACCCUGUUUAAGAGAAAUGAUAAUUCUGGGCAAAUUGAUAAAUCUAAAAAUGCUAUACGCCGACAUUUCUUUUACCAUCCUAUAAGAGUUAAUAAAGAAAUAAUAGAGGAAGAACUACCAAAUCCAGAUACAGUUAAAAAAGUAAGAAAUCUUUUUGAAGAUACGUUAAAAAUGAAGAGCCCGAUGAGUCAAGAUCCUCCGUUAGUUGAAGAUUCUGUUGGUUUAACAAGAAGAGCUACUUCUUACAGAAAUUUAAAUGAAGAGUCUAAAGGAAAUAAAAUGGGUGGAAGAAAAAAAGUAAUACGACAGCUAACUAUUGAUACAAAUUUUAGCAAUAAAAAAUGGGAUAAUGUUAGUCUUUCAAGCGGUGUGUCCAGUGGAGAUCUUAGUUCUAACAACGAAUAUGAAACUGACGGAUUAAGUCCUUAUUCAAACAAAAAUUUAAAAGAUAACGUAUACAGUUCGAGUGAUGAAUAUCUAUGUGAUUCCAUGAAUCAAGAUCUUUGUUGUGAAAGUCAGUAUGUAAGUCCAGAUAUUUUAAAAAAAAUAAGAGAAUGUGGAACUUCUAUAACAUAUUACGGAGGCAAGGUUUUAAACUCAAAAAGCGGUUCGACGGUAAGUCCUAUGACCAAGGCUAUAAUGGAAGAAAUAAAAAGCUUACAAAAGAAUUGCAGUAGAGACUGCUACUCUUGUCAAACAAAAUGCAAAGGCAGCAAGUGCUCCUGUCUUGUAGCUGAUAAGCAUAAACAAAUGUUAAAUGAAAAACAAAAGAGUAAUUUAUUUAAAUCAUCAUCGGAAUCAGUGAACCAACAAGACAGUAAACGUACUGAAGGUUUUCCUGGUUUUAAAUUUAAAUUAGUAAAAUCAAACAGUUGUAGUAGUCGAUUAGAACUAACAGGAACCGAUGAUAAUAAAAACUUCCGUAAUAAAUUUAGAAAACAACCAUUUAAAAUAGAUGACCCCCCACUCAUGUGUGAUGAUGAGAAUUCAGUAAAAAAUAAAAUUUGUAGAUUGGAAAGCUAUAAUAAAGGAAUAGUAAAAACACCCUUUGAAAACAAAGAUCAUGAAGUUACAAAGCCUUUAAAAAUUACGCAUGAAAUAAAAGUAAAUAAUGAUUUUAACAUACAGAAAAAUGAAGUAUCUAAAAAUGAUUUUAAUACAGCUGCUGCAGUGAUAAAAGAAAAAUCAAAUCCGCAGGAAACAAUUAAUACAGAAAACAGCAAAUUAGUAGCCCCAAUAGAAAAAUCAUCAGCUGAUACACAUAGUUUCGAAAAAAAAUUUUAUUAUGUAAAUGAAAAUUUAGAGCAAGGCAAGACCACGCCAGGAAAAUUUGGAGAGAUGGUCUUUGAAGAAUUUGAAGUUUUAGAAUCAUGUUAUGAUAGUUUAAAUAGUAAUAAGUCUCUGAAAUAAUAUAUUUAAAAAUACAUAUUAAUUUUAAGCUUCGCUUAUAUAAAUUGUGAUCUGUAUUCAAAUAACGCUAUUAAAUUAUUGCAAGUAAAUAUAGUACUGAUAUAAAUAUAUAGCUUUAGUCAUAUACUUAAUUUUAAGUUUAUUCUUAUACAUAAUAAUUUAGAAAAUCCUGUAAUAUUUCAGAUCGAACCUAACUGUAGCCUUGGUGAUGGUCUCUUAACUUACUACGAAAUAAUAUUAUUAUAUUUGUCAAA